Molecule: messenger RNA, 5688 nt
Organism: Chara braunii
Lineage: Eukaryota; Viridiplantae; Streptophyta; Charophyceae; Charales; Characeae
Source: the annotation of a GenBank genome assembly
GGUGUGGGUGAUGGAGGAAGAAGAAGGGUUGGAGGUGGUUGGCCAUGGUGGACGGGUGUGGGUGAUGGAGGAAGAAGAAGGGUUGGAGGUGGUCGGCUAUGGUGGACGGGUGUGGGUGAUGGAGGAAGAAAAAGGGUUGGAGGUGGUUGGCUAUGGUGGAUGGGUGUGGGUGAUGGAGGAAGAAGAAGGGUUGGAGGUAGUUGGCUAUGGUGGACGGGUGUGGGUGAUGAAGGAAGAGGAAGGGUUGGAGGUGGUUGGCUAUGGUGGACGGGUGUGGGUGAUGGAGGAAGAAGAAGGGUUGGGGGUGUUUGACUAUGGUGGACGGGUGUGGGUGACGGAGGAGGAAGGAGAGUUGGAGGUGGUCGGCUAUGGUGGAUGGGUGUACGGUCUGUACAAGUUUGUGGUGAUGCCUUUCGGCCUUUGCAAUGCUCCUGGCACCUUUCAGCACGCUAUGAUCCGGAUAUUCCAUGACUACUUGGAUACGUUUGUCAUCGUGUACCUCGAUGACAUACUUAUUUUUAGUAAGACUGUCGAGGAGCGCGUUGCACAUUUGGACGAAGUCCUCAGUCUCCUGCGACAGCACAAGUUCAAGAUCAAUGGUGAGAAGUGCGAGUUUGGACGCACCCGUGUCUUGUACUUGGGUCAUGAGAUUUCCGCGGAAGGGUCGAAGUCCGAUGACGGGAAGGUGGCCAACAUUCAUGACUGGCCGCAUCCUCAGUCUGUGACUGAGGUGAAAUCUUUCUUAGUGACGACCGGCUACUAUCGCAACUUCGUGGAGAACUAUAGCAUAGUUGCCGCUCCUUUGACUGAUUUGACCCGCCUUGACACCCCGUGGAAGUGGACUGAGAGAUGCGAGGCUGCUUUCAGACAUUUGAAGCAUGCGUUGACGCAUUAUGAAGUCUUGAAACUUCCUGAUCUUGACAAGCCAUUUAUAGUGACUACGGAUGCUAGCCAAUAUGGUGCGCUGAUGACCGAGUUCAAUCUUGCGGGCAAUGUUACUCAAUAUUUGGUGGAAGCCUAUCGCGAGGAUCUGCUCAUGUCGGAGAUCAUCCGCAGCCUGGAGGCGAAGGACAAAGUAACUUCCGCAGAGUUUGAGUUGGUCAACGACUUGCUGUUCCUUGAGAAGGCUGGGAAUAAACGAUUGUGUGUUCCUAAUGGAGAAUCUUUGUGUAGUUUAUUUCUAGGAGAAUGUCAUGAUGCCACCGGCCAUUUUGGGUACAAGAAGACCGCAGCCAAUCUGCUGCAGCGGUUCUGGUGGCCCACGAUGAUGCGAGAUGCCCAACUGUAUGUGGAGACUUGUCAGGUCUGUCAAAGGGACAAGCCACAUACUCAGGCUCCUCUUGGGCUCCUGAAGCCCCUUCCGAUUCCUGAACAGCCUGGUGAGAGUCUGUCCAUGGACUUCAUGGAUACACUGGUCACCAGCAAGAGUGGGAUGCGACACAUCUUCGUCAUCGUGGAUAGAUUUAGUAAGUAUGCUAGAUUAGUAGCAAUGCCAGAAACAGCAAGCACGGAGUACGUGAUCAGAAUGUUUAAAGAAAACUGGGUCAGGGAUUUUGGUUUACCGAAAUCCAUUAUCAGUGACAGGGAUGUCCGAUUUACCAGCGAACUGUGGAAGGCCGCUGUUGCAGAACAGGGAACUCAGUUGCAAAUGACUUCUGGGAAUCACCCAGAGGCCAACGGUCAGGCCGAGCAACUGAAUCGCGCUUGCCACGUUAGCAGUGCCACAUCAGCAACAGUGCUGCGUCAGCAACAUUGCCACGUCAGCAACAGUGCCAUGUCAGCAACAGUGCCACGUCAGCAGUGCCACGUCACCAGUACCACGCCAGCAGUACCACGCCAGCAACAGUGCCCCACCACCAUGACGGUCUCAGUUCUGGGCAUGCCAGGCCAACUGGCCAAGGAGCCCAUUGCCGAGUACCGACAGCGGUUCCAGGCUCAGCUCGCACCGAUCGAGGCUGAGGAACAGCGUCAGGCGGCAGCCGAGGCUGCCUGCCUACAAGCUGAAGCAGCGGCAGCAGCUGAAAAGCAGCGGCUUCAGGCCGAAGCAGACGCAGAUACCCAGGCACGCCGCAAGGAAGCCCAGGAUCUGCUACAGCGGCACGAAGCCGCCAGCAUCGAAAAGCUCAAGUUCUGGCAUUUUGAACCAUCCGAGCACCACGAAGAUGCGACACCGGAAGAGCAGUACAAGGAGUUUCUUGCCAAACUCGUGACCCGGUUGGUUUACACUUGUAACCACCUGCAGUCCGAGUUGGCGAAUCUCCAACAAGCGGUGCGGAACCACAAGGAUCUGCACGAGGAUGCUACACGGGCACUUGAUUCCCGCGUACAGGACUUGGAGCAAGUUGCACCAAGACCGGAUGUUGGCGAGUCCAUCAGUGCACCCUCUACCCGCCAAUUGGAGGAACGACUUGACCACGUAGUCGCAAUGCUUGGCGACAUCAGCACCUUCGCUGCACCAGCCACCAUCAGCAAGCAGCUGGACACCUUGAAGACCGAGGUUCAGCAACUGCACCAGCUACCCAACAAGGAUGGCAACACCAGUGCGCAGCACUACAAGAUGCCGACAUUCCGCAUCGAAAAGUUCGAUGAUUAUACGCAUCAAGACCCGGUCCCCUGGUGGGAGGGCUUUACGACGGAACUUCGGAUUCUUUUCGUCCCCGAGCACUCAUACAUCGGCGCACUGUUCCUCAACUCAAAGGGCGGAUGCCAGAUCUGGCUCAACCACCUUGCAACCAUCCAUGGCGUCCAAGUCGCCGAUCUACAUAAGAAAAUCUCUUGGGACGAGUUGACGAAGCUAUGGAAGAAGCGGUUCAUCGUGGACGACGCCCUAGCGCUCACCAUCAACCGCCUCUUCAGCAUGACUCAAGGCAACACACCAACACGUGACUGGCUCACUGAAUGGCAAAAGAUCGUGGCAACACGCGAUCUCGAGUUGCCAUUUUCGCAUCUGCGCCGAAAAUUAUACAACCGUUCAUGCGCCGCCUUGAGCCUCGCACUUGGUGAUCGCGAGCAAUACACGACCUUCGCCGAAAUCAUCGACAAGGCAAGGGAGAUCAUCAAGACCAACAGGGCGGCUGCACACGAGAAGUCAGCGUGGCAGCCAACCUAUGUGGAGAAAGGAAAAUUUGGUCCGCGUCCUCAGCAUGUCGCUGCAGUCCAACCGGACAACAUUGUGGAAGACCCGGCAGCCACCCAAGCAUCACGUGAGGGAGAUCAGGUGGCCGCUGACCAGCCGCGAAGCAACAACAACUCUCGAGGAAAAGGGAAGGCAAAAACCACAUCGCCGGCUGGAAACGGACAGUCAACACCAUGGGUCAAGUUUCACUUGACCGAGGCCGAAUACAAGUGGCGCAGCCGCUAUGUGCGCCUGGAGCUUUUGGAAGGGGUAGUUGCCUUCUAUGCUGGGGAUCUGGAAUCAGCGCGACGCAUAUUAUCGUCAGCAAAGGAUAAGUUCCACCAGCUUCAAGUUUCCAAUGAAGCUCUGGUGACAUUGCUAUCUAUGGGUAUCACAAGCCGUGAGGCGAGGAGAUCAUUGCGGGUGUCUGGACAGGACCCUUGUAGAGCUGCUCAGUUUGUCUUUGAACAACGACAAAAAAUGGCAGAGAAAGUGGAGGAAGAUCGGAGACUGUGGAGGGAGCGCAGGGAGCAGAAAUCGUACGGGAAAACGCCGACCGGAAAGGCAGUUGACCUUGCAAAGCUCGCGGAGAUAGAGUCCCUUGGGUACCCACGUGCACUUGCAGCAGAGGCGUUGCGUCAGGCUGACAAUGAGAGAGCGAAGGCACUGGACAUCUUGCUAAAUCCAGACCUGCUGGUCGCCCUGGAGGUAGCCAUCUGCAAGAAAAAGGGGAAAAAGAGAAGUCGCGAGCAUGUCGAUGAGGUGUCGCUUGCAAUUUUGGUAUCUCAAGGAUUCAGUCGAUCAGAAGCCAAGUCGGCUUUGAGGGAGACAGAGGGAGAUGUGGAAGCAGCACUUGCGGGCCUUGUCUCCAAGGCAACUGAUGCAAGUUCAACUGCAGCAACAGGAGGCCCAUCAGGUGAGGGCACUUGUGGCAGUGAAGCUGGAGGUGCUGGCGAGGCAAGUCAGACAAGGGACGGAGAAGCAGUCAGGGAAGAAGAUUUCUUGAGUGCAGAUGAGGACGACGAGGGAACCAUGAAUGAAGUGCGAGAUGUUGGGAUGGAGGAUGAAAUUGCCCGUGACAUCUCGGGUGAUCCUUUUUCAGAGUACGAUGUUGAUAUGGCAGAAGAAGGGAAGGCCAUUGAGGAGUAUCUUGCUCUGGUGGAGUCCUCAUGCACUUCAGCAAGAGGGAAUCUUCAUGCUCCCAGUUCUUGAAAAACAACAUUCUACCCUUGCAGCCCUUACCCAUGCGCAAUGCAACUCUGCGACUUUCUUGCCAUUGUCAGCGGAGGCAUUCCUUCAUUGAGCUCUGUUCAGAGCUUCUGUAAACAGCUUUGGGGAAAAAGCCUAAGUGAACAGAAGUGUUUUAGCAACAGAAAUAUUGUAUUGUACUAUUAUCAUCGUGGUAUGUUAUCCCUGUAUCACUGCACAAGGAAACUGACGUUCCUUGGUUGCAUGGACAUCAGCAUCUCCGUUGAUCCAUAAUGCGGAGAAAACAACCAAUCAGAAAGCUAGAACCAGUGUGGCCAAGAAAGCUAUCUCCGUUUUGGUUUGGUCUGGGGAUCAGGGCCAUAAGGCUGCAAUAUGUCGGGACAUGGAAUGGCUGUGAUGGAGAAGCCACCUCGCUAAUACACUGUAAUUGGCCUGUUGGUAACACAUUGCAGGGAUCCAUAAUCUGAGCGGGUAAGUUCAUGAAGAGUGUAAGCUGGCCAGCCGAAACGUUUCCAGCAUGCACUCACAUUGUAAAAUAGCCAAUAGCCAAAUCCGUUCUCUUGGGCUGGCUAGUGCAUGAAUGCCAACUAGACAGUCACCAUUUAACUCCAGAUUGAACUGCAGGUAAGGGCCAAUUCACCUGCUUCGAGCUGCCUCUUUGUGCUUGGCUGAGAACCAGAAAGACUUGCGCUGAGAAGUCCUCUCUCUCGUUUUUUUUCUUCUUUUUUUUGUCUUGUUGGACCCACCCGAGGGUGGUAGCCUAGACCGCAUGUGUUCAUAAUACUCAUAUAGUGCAUAGACUAUUCCCGCCUUUAUUGAGGGAGAUGCUAACCUUCUCUCGGCUCAGCGAAUGCUGUCCUCUCUCUUUGUUGUUUGUUUAUUUGGUCGGUUUUUUUUUUUUUUCCUGUUCAUAUUCCUUUUGAGUGGAUGAGAAUGAGGUGGGGGAGUUGGGCGACAGUUGGCCCCAGGGUUGCCCAUUGGACAGAUGGGAUUUACCCUACUCAUAACCUUUUUGGUUUAACCGCCCUAGGUGUUUAACAUUGUUUACCAUUGACAUUCACUGGGCAUCUAUGCUCUGCUUUCUCUGCUUGGUUCUGACAGUUCUCACCCUCUUUUUUUUCCGACAGUUUUCACUGUUGCUGCAUACAUCAGCUCUCUUCUUCAGCAGUGGGCUAUGGUCUCCCUAAGUCAGCAACCCAAAGGGUAGCCUUGGAGGUGCUUGUCAUGGCACACAGCUCGCACGUCUCAAGAUCAUGCAUGUGGAGCAGAUGUGAUAUGUAAUGUGUAAUUGCCAUGAGAUGAUGGUCAUCUAAUUAAAUUGUGAGACUAUCAAAGUGCUUUGACGAGCCUGCGCAUCUUGACUA